AAGGAAACCCAACUUCAUAAAGAGCGCAUCUCUCGGAAGUCUUAUGACGCCUAUGGAAAGUUUCUAAAAUUUCAGCAGCCCCACUCGGAGCUGGAGAAACUUUUCAUGCGCUGCAUCUCUAUCGGUGCUCAUCCUUCGUAGUUGAAGCAGGCUCUUAUUCGCUUUCGCGAUGAGACCGUGGCCGGGGGUCGUAGUGCUUUUCUUAGUGGCGGGCCCCUUUUGGGGACCCGUGGCCGCUAUCGAGCCGGUUUCGAUGGCAGUCGGAGGGGUAGCAAUCGCCGCAUCGGCGGGCUUAGCCUGGUUCAGUGCCUUCAAAUGUCGGCACGAAGAAUGUUGCGAAGAACCGUGGAUCAGAAGAAUAAAAUGCACGGGUCAGGGUAAAGGAGGCAAAGACGUCAAGGACAGUAACGUCACCCUCGAGGAGAACGACUACCAUUAUUUGGAACACGUUCUGAAGCAGUCUCUGCACGGGCAACCCCUCGUUUACGCUUCGGUGCCCGGUGCGGUUGCUCAACAUCUUUGCAAUCCGAAUCCGAAGAAAGCUCUAGUAAUGUCUUUCCAUGGAUGGACCGGCGGUGGUAAGAACUAUGCAUCGAUGUUGCUCGCCAACUACUUGUACAAGAAAGGCCUCGAAUCCGAUUACGUGAAGCUUUAUGUGUCGACGCUCCACUUCCCGCACAGCGACGAGAUCGGUCGAUACAAGCGGAAGCUCCAGAAAGAGAUCGUCGACCAAGUGAAGAAGUGUCCUCGCUCUAUGUUCAUUUUUGACGAAAUCGACAAAAUGCCGGCUGGUCUCAUCGAUAUCAUUAAACCGUUUCUGGACUUCCACGUAGCUCUUGACGGAGUGGAUUACAGAAAAUGCAUAUUUGUCUUCUUAUCGAACACCGCUGGAGAUUUGAUCGCUCGUCAAGCUCUUACAUAUUGGAAGAACGGCAUCGAAAGGAACAAGAUCUCACUCAAGGAGAUGGAAGCGGUGAUCGGGCUGGGCAGUUUCAACGAGAAGGGCGGCCUCUACAGAGCCGACAUCGUCGAUAAGAACCUCAUUGACGUGUUCGUUCCGUUCCUGCCGUUGGAAAAACGUCAGAUCAACCAAUGUAUUCGCGAUGACUUCGUAAGGAAGCACGUUGAACCGACAAGAAGAAUGGUCGACACGAUCGCGAAGGAAUUGGAAUACAUUCCGGCGGAUUACCAGUUGUACUCGUCGACUGGAUGCAAGAAAGUUCAACACAAAGUGCAACAGUACCUUCACGGUGGAGUGAGCGACGAGGAGGAGGAUUCCGGCGAGGAAGACGAGUAAAUUCUUCCAAGGUCUUACACUCGCGACACCAUGUCCACCUCCCACUGCCAGCAGACGGCAUUGCUCAAAAAGCUGCCACGGUGUCAUUGACCGUAGUUUCUAGUCGAAAACCCACAAACCUUAGCUUCGAUGACGGCUAAGAUUUGCCACUCAACAUGUGAAUUCAACUCGAAGGGUUGCCACUGGUUGGUUAAGGAUAUAUUCUUCGUGAUAGGCAGGCGGCGAGCUUCAGAAGCGAGCCGCCCGCAAGGAGAAUCCGAUCGUUCGAGAUUUGUUGCGCUUUGUUUGACUAAAUUCAAUCUAAUAUUCAUCGGUGGUUAUGGUUUUACAUUUAAGUUACUCUGUUGACUGACACAUCGUUCAUCCGAUGAUGGAAUACUCGGAUCGUUGUAGAGAAGAAUUCUUGAGUCCUUAAACGAAGAAGGAGGGGGCGAGAGAGGAAGGAAACAGAGAGGAAACAGGGAAAGAGGGAACGGAAUGCACAAGCUUCGGAAGUGCCUUGUUAGAUCAUCAGCCAAGUUGUGUAUAUAUCCAUGGACAAUGAACACCUGUUGGCGAGUCAAAAUUGUUCGUGCCGACGAAGUUUGAAUAAAUUUUCAGUUUUUUA
Molecule: messenger RNA, 1904 nt
Organism: Galendromus occidentalis (western predatory mite)
Lineage: Eukaryota; Metazoa; Arthropoda; Arachnida; Mesostigmata; Phytoseiidae
Gene: Torsin
Product: torsin family member
Exons: 7
Coding region: 170-1297 (375 amino acids)
Biological process (GO): cellular response to misfolded protein
Molecular function (GO): ATP hydrolysis activity; ATP binding
Source: RefSeq, a predicted model, not a curated record